Lachnellula hyalina is the source of this 1842-nucleotide messenger RNA. RefSeq names its product 2,4-dichlorophenol 6-monooxygenase. Gene Ontology annotation, molecular function: FAD binding. The record is from RefSeq and is a predicted model, not a curated record. The coding region runs from base 1 to 1842 and encodes 613 amino acids. The transcript has 5 exons. NCBI's taxonomy places the organism in Eukaryota, Fungi, Ascomycota, Leotiomycetes, Helotiales, Lachnaceae.
AUGGCCGAGUCAACGACCUCCCCAUUGACCGACUCCGGAGAAACCGACAGAGGACAUGGCCAUUGCCAAGAUGAAGCAGAACUCCAAUACGUUGAGACGGACCUCUUCAUCAUCGGGGCAGGUCCAGCAGGAGCAGCACUUGCCUGCUUCCUGGCUCAGCAUGAUCUGAAAGGCAUCAUGCUGGCGGCAACGCCAAGCACAGCAGACACACCGAGAGCCCACAUCACCAACAUGGCCGCUCUCGAAUGUUUGCGAGAUAUCGGCCUAGAAGAGGAGUGCGUUCGAGUUGCUGUGAAGGGCGAUUGCAUGCAACAUACAAGGUGGUGCUGGAGUAUGGCAGGUGAGGAAUACGCGCGGAUGUAUUCUUGGGGGAACGAUCCCGCGAGGGCAGGCGAUUAUGAUGCUGCAAGUCCUUGCAGCCACGUCGAUAUCCCGCAAACCGUUCUCGAACCUAUUCUUGUUCACCAUGCGACUCACAAUGGCUUCUCUUGCCGCUUCGAUACGACUUUCCUCUCCUUCGAGCGCAAACCCAAUGGUACGAUUCUUAGCAAGGUGCGGGAUAAUCUCACAAAACAUAUAUAUGAGAUACGGUCAAAAUACUUGUUCGGUUGUGAUGGAGCUCGAAGCCAGGUGUUGCGUCAAUUGCAGAUACCUUUGGUCAAGAAACCCGGCCAAGGUCUGGCUACGAAUGUUUUGGUCAAGGUUGAUCUGGAGCAUGUUGUUGAGAAUCGAAUGGGGAAUUUGCAUUGGGUGAUGCAGCCAGAUGUAGAGCGUCCAGCAUUUGGAUGGACGGCCAUUGUUAGGAUGGUGAAGCCAUGGAACGAGUGGAUGUUUAUUUUAUUCCCUGCGCCAGGGGCGGGAGUUGACUUUUCUCCGUCCCACGAAGAGUAUAUUGAUUGCGUCAAGACAAUGGUAGGAGAUGAUUCAAUACCUCUUGAGAUUCUCGGAAUCUCGAAAUGGUUCAUCAACGAGACUGUAGCAGAAUAUUAUUCGGAUGACAACAUUUUCUGCCUCGGAGAUGCUGUUCACCGCCACCCUCCCCUCAACGGCCUAGGAUCUAACACCUGCGUGCAAGAUGCCUACAACCUAGCAUGGAAGAUUGCCUACGUGACCAAAGGCAAAGCUAACCCAAGUCUGCUCGACUCAUACAGUCUCGAACGGCAACCUGUGGGAGAAUCAGUGAUCACGCGUGCCAACCAAGGCCUUCGAGACCACUUCCCAGUCUGGGAAGCUUUAGGAAUGAUAGAUCCAUCGCUUGAUAUUCGCAAGAAGCAUUUCGCCGAACUAGGAGAAGCCACACCCGCGGGCAUUGAGCGGAGACGGAGGUUUCAAGCAGCGAUCAAAGGAACGGCGCGCGAGUUUCACGGUGUGGGCAUAGAGAUGAACCAGCGGUAUGAAUCGAAAGCAAUUUAUCUCGAAGACGAAAGUCCAAGGCCCCCUCUUCCUGAAGAUCCGGUUCUUGAGCAUGAAAUUACCACAUAUCCGGGAAGCCGAUUGCCUCAUGCAUGGUUAAAUACACGGCUACCCGCAAAGCAGAUCUCGACUAUUGAUCUAGCCGGACACUGCACCUUCUCUUUGUUUACCGGCAUUGGCGGCGAGUCAUGGAAGGCAGCUGCUGCCAGCGUUGCCAGUGUUUUGGGAAUCGAGAUUAGGGUUUACUCUAUUGGAUGGGGGCAAGACUACGAGGAUGUCUAUUUUGACUGGGCGCAGAGGAGAGAGGUGGGUGAGGAUGGCUGUGUGCUGGUUAGACCUGAUAGGUUCGUCGCGUGGAGAUCUCAAGGGAACCUCGCUCAGCCGGAAGCCAAACUGCUUCAUGUGUUAAAGGUAAUUCUGGAUGGGUAG